Doryrhamphus excisus (bluestripe pipefish) is the source of this 3525-nucleotide messenger RNA. RefSeq names its product segment polarity protein dishevelled homolog DVL-3-like. The record is from RefSeq and is a predicted model, not a curated record. Gene Ontology annotation, cellular component: cytosol. NCBI's taxonomy places the organism in Eukaryota, Metazoa, Chordata, Actinopteri, Syngnathiformes, Syngnathidae. Gene Ontology annotation, biological process: canonical Wnt signaling pathway; intracellular signal transduction. Gene Ontology annotation, molecular function: frizzled binding.
UCCUCCUCACCUGUAGGUGGCGUUGUUUGGAGACAGCCUUGAGUGAUUUAAUGUUUCGUGUGCAACCAAACAGCCGAGCUUGGUGGCUAGCGAGAGAAAACCAUCGAGUUUUUUUUUUUUUUGUAUCCUCGCCUUUCGUUCUGCAGGUCAGUCUUCCAAUUCCGUUGGAAGCUAAAACAGUCUCUGAAACUAAAGCAAAUCUGCUUGCGGAAAGUGUGCUGUGGAAUACGGACAUUUUUACAGGAGGAGGUUGAGCUGGCUAGCUGGCGUCGAAAAGGCAACCACGGCUACGCAGCGAGUCAGACGGCCAGGGAGAGCCGGGAGGACCACGGCACAACCGCCGCGAGCGCCACGGGGAGUCGGGGCCCGAGAGGGAGCCUGCCAGGCCCUCGGCUUGAUGCGCCCUGCCUGCUGCGCCUCAACCGCACUCCGAGAUGGGGGAGACCAAAAUUAUCUACCACCUCGACGACCAGGAGACACCAUAUCUGGUGAAACUGUCUGUGCCAGCGGACAAAGUCACUUUGGCAGACUUCAAAAAUGUCCUGAAGAAACCAAAUUACAAAUUCUUCUUCAAAUCCAUGGACGAUGACUUCGGGGUGGUAAAAGAGGAAAUAUCUGAUGACAACGCUAAGCUGCCCUGCUUUAAUGGACGUGUGGUGUCAUGGCUGGUUUCUGGAGACGGCGCCCACACAGAUGCUGGUUCCGCAGGCUCAGUGGCAGACUUGGAGGCAGCGCCCCCUUUGGAGAGGACAGGGGGCAUCGGAGACUCACGACCACCUUCUUACCAUGGGAAAGCAGCAAGCGGCCGGGACAGUUUGGACAAUGACACUGAGACGGGCUCCGUAGUGUCGCAACGCAGAGAGAGGGAGAAGCCCAGGCGAAAACACAGCGACCAUGGCGGAAGGCAGAAUGGUUACUCAUCACGGGCAGCGGGACGUGGCGUCACAGAGUACGACAGCUGCUCUUCUUUCAUGAGCAGCGAGCUGGAGUCCACUUCCUGCUUUGAUUCAGAAGACGAUGACGCUACCAGCAGGUUUAGUAGCUCCACAGAACAAAGCUCCUCUCGUUUAAUGAGACGACAUCGGCGCCGUCGGCGGAAACCCAAAGCCUCCAAUCUGGACAGGUCGUCAUCAUUCAGCAGCAUCACAGAUUCCACCAUGUCUCUCAACAUAAUCACGGUUACUCUCAACAUGGAGAAGUACAACUUCUUGGGCAUCAGUAUUGUGGGCCAAAGUAACGAGAGAGGCGAUGGAGGAAUCUACAUUGGCUCCAUCAUGAAGGGGGGAGCAGUGGCUGCGGACGGACGUAUUGAGCCCGGGGACAUGCUGUUGCAGGUGAACGAUAUCAACUUUGAGAACAUGAGCAACGAUGAUGCAGUUCGAGUGCUGAGGGACAUUGUGCACAAGCCUGGUCCCAUAACUCUGACUGUGGCCAAAUGCUGGGAUCCAAACCCACGGAGCUGCUUUGCUCUGCCGAGAAGUGAGCCAAUUCGACCAAUUGAUCCUGCUGCCUGGGUGUCUCAUACCGCAGCAAUGACUGGGGUGUAUCCCCCUUACGGCAUGAGCCCCUCCAUGAGCACCGUCACGUCCACCAGCUCCUCCAUCAGCAGCUCCAUUCCAGAAACUGAACGAUUUGAUGACUUCCACCUCUCCAUUCACACCGACAUGGCAACUGUUGCUAAGGCCAUGGCAUGUCCAGAGUCAGGCCUGGAAGUGCGAGACAGGAUGUGGCUGAAGAUCACCAUCGCAAAUGCCUUUAUUGGAUCUGAUGUGGUGGACUGGCUCUUCCAUCACGUGGAAGGCUUUACAGACCGCAGAGAAGCCCGUAAAUAUGCCAGCAACUUACUGAAGGCCGGCUACAUCCGACACACUGUCAACAAGAUCACCUUCUCCGAGCAGUGCUACUACGUGUUUGGAGACCUGUGUGGCAAUAUGACCCACCUGUCUCUCCAUGACCACGACGGUUCAAGUGGGGGCGCCUCAGAUCAGGAUACCCUCCCUCCUCUGCCUCACCCCGGGGCAGCUCCGUGGCCUCUGCCUCUGCCCUACCAGUUCCCCAUCCCUCACCCGUAUGACCUGUCGCAGCCCUUCCAUGGUGGGCCGGCUGCCGGUAGUGCAGGAAGCCAGCACAGCGAAAGCAGCGGUUCCAACUGCAGCAAGAACGAAGGGCGGAAAUCUGGCGGCAGCGGGAGCGAACCAGAGAUCAGGAGCCACCGAGCUCCCAGCGAGCGCUCCGUGGCUCCCCCUAGCGAGCGAAGUGUGCGCAGCUCCUUGAGCCACCGCAGUGCCAACUCGCAUUCGUUAGCCUACGGGCAAGGCCUCAUCUACGGGCCGCCCGGCUUGCCCCCGCAGCCGCCGCAUCUGUCAACGGCGGCCCCCGGGGCCCCGCCGGGCAGGGAACUGGCCUCGGUCCCCCCUGAGCUCACUGCAUCACGCCAGUCCCUGCGAAUGGCUGUGGGCAACGCUGGAGAGUUCUUUGUAGAUGUCAUGUGACUCGGGUCAGAGGGCGAUCAGAUGAAAGAGUAGCAGAUUGGGUGUGAAGAUUGCAUCAGCUGUAUUUCAAGGCCGAGAUUCCUAAAGCAUGGAUGCAAUCAGUCCUGUGUGUGCUGUGUGAGAAAAAAACAUGUUCCUCCUCUUUUGUGCUUCUCUUCUUCAUUAGUUGUGGCCAUACUUUCUUCAGUGAAGAAAAAAAAACAUCCCACCCCCCACCCAAGAUGGAACCAAAGCGCCUGUCAGUUUCCGCCCGUCAGUGGGGAAGAGUUUGUGCUCGGACAAAGACCAAGAGAGGGAGGGAGUUGGUGGAAACAGACAGAUGGGGAGGAUGACUCAGCGCUUUUCACAUGGAUGUUUUUCAUUUGUUUUUCUCUUUGCUCUUCCCUCUUGCCUGCCUUCCUAACCCCCUCCCCUCGUCCCUCCCCUCGUCCCUCCCCACACAUGUCCAGGUCUUACCUCUAACAUGAACAAAGCUGUAUCGAACACUAAUCUUGUUCAGACUUUAAAUAUUUGCUUGAGAAAAAAUGUCAUUCAAGAGCAUCACAGACCUUACUGUCGGAAUGUUAUUUUGUUUUUAUCAUGUAUGUAGUUGAUCUGUGCUAAACAUGAGCCGCCCGCUUACACUACAUAAGUACAUUUUCUUCUGAUAACGCCAGCAUUUUUAGUUUGUCCUGUUGCAAUGUAUAGGAUACAAAUUCUUACCAUGUCUUUCACACUACUCUUUUAUCAAGGAAAUGCCUUUUUAUUUAUAAAUAUAGUUUUAUGACUUAACUUUAUGAACCAGUGUUGACUGUGUUUGUAUGUGGACGUAUUUUCGGCCAUUUUGGGUACUGCCUGGACCCACGAUGAGUCUGGAACCAGCCACAUUUGCUACAGGGGUGGGUGGACCUGAUUUAAAUGCUUACAUUUUGGUCCUGUCGGCCACAAAUUAAAAAGUACAAUUUAAGCGACCUGGAAAAGGACGUUUUGUCGACAGCUGAGCGUGGGAAAAAAAAGCCAAAAAUAGGAGCAACACGAAAAGCUGGUUAUAGGU